Molecule: messenger RNA, 1623 nt
Organism: Clonostachys byssicola
Lineage: Eukaryota; Fungi; Ascomycota; Sordariomycetes; Hypocreales; Bionectriaceae
Source: the annotation of a GenBank genome assembly
AUGGCCGGCAUGGCUAUAUCACCCAACAUGGAGUUCCUCUUUGGAACAUUGACCGCCCCCAACAUCUGGACAGUCUUGUUGACGGCUGUCGCUAUGUGUGUUAUUUACGACCAAGUUAGCUAUAUUGCCAACAAGGGCUCAAUCGCAGGUCCCUCUUGGAAGAUGCCCUUCAUCGGCCCCUUUCUUGACUCAAUGGACCCUAGGUUCGAGGGAUAUUACAACAAGUGGCUCAGCGGACCCUUGAGUUGUGUGUCCGUUUUCCAUAAAUUCGUCGUUAUUGCUUCGACCCGAGACCUAGCCCGAAAGACUCUCAAUUCGCCCUCGUACGUCAAACCGACGGUUGUGGAUGUCGCCCCCAAGCUGCUUGGCCACGACAACUGGGUCUUCCUCGACGGCAAGCCCCAUACCGAGUUCCGCAAAGGCCUGAACAACCUCUUCACACGCAAGGCCCUUGCCAAGUACCUGCCUGGCCAGGAGCAGGUAUACAAGGACUACUUUGCUCGAUUCGCCAGGCUGACCGAAGAGAAUGGCGGCAACCCUCUCCCCUUCAUGUCCGAGUUCCGCGAGAUCAUGUGCGCCGUCUCCCUCCGAAGCUUCGUUGGUUAUUAUAUCUCGGAUGAGGCCAUCAAGAACAUUGCCGACGACUAUUAUCUUAUUACUGCAGCCCUCGAGCUAGUCAACUUCCCGAUUAUCCUUCCUUAUUCCAAGGCCUGGUAUGGAAAGAAGGCUGCUGAUAUGGUAUUGACCGAAUUCACAAAGUGCGCGGCGAAGAGUAAGGUACGGAUGGCCGCUGGUGGCGAUGUUACCUGUAUCAUGGACGCCUGGAUCGAUAUUAUGAUCAAGUCCCAGCGAUGGCGAGAGGCGGAGGAGACUGGGGAAUCGACCGCCAACCUGGAGAAGCCGCAACCCAUGAUCCGAAUGUUCAACGACUACGAGAUUGCGCAGACCGUUUUCACCUUCCUUUUCGCGUCACAGGAUGCAACCAGCAGUGCUGUUACCUGGCUGUUUCAGAUCAUGGCGCAACGUCCCGACGUGCUGGACAAGGUCCGCGAGGAGAAUAUGAAGGUCCGCAACGGCGAUAUCCACGCAGAGCUUACCAUGGAGCAGCUCGAGGGUCUGAAAUACACACGAGCUGUGAUCCGUGAGCUUCUGCGAUACCGACCCCCCGUCCUCAUGGUUCCUUAUGUUGUCAAGAAGCCAUUCCCCAUUACCGAUAGUUACACGGUGCCAAAGGGUGAGUACUCGAGUCGAAUAAGUUGCUUCUGUGGUGGGAGCAAGGGAUGUUCUCUUGUGUCGAAUGUGCUGACCGUUGCCGUCCAUCUAGGCUCCAUGCUGAUCCCAACAACGUAUAUGGCUCUGCACGACCCCGAGGUGUACGAAAACCCCGACUACUUCGACCCAGAACGCUACUACUCUGGUGAUGCUGAGGAGAAGGGCGCCAAGAACUACCUCGUGUUCGGUGUUGGACCUCACUACUGCCUCGGUCAGCUGUAUGCGCAGCUGAACCUGGCUCUCUGCCUAGGAAAGGCAUCGGUUCAAUUAGAUUGGCAGCACCAUGCGACUCCCAAGUCGGAGGAGAUCAAGGUGUUUGCCACCAUUUUCCCCAUGAGGAGGGGUUGGUAG